CAAAGUGUCGCGCAAACGGUUUAGAGUUGUCCUUAAGAUAUACUCUAAGAAGGAGAUGCUUUUAUGACAAUUAAUCCAACAAUAAUAAGACUGUGAGCAUCGUUCUUCACGAGACAAUCCCGCCGCCAAAGAGUGAGAGGUUGACCAAGUAUGAGGACAAGAAUAUCGAGGAGAAUUCAGACGAGAGUGACCUUUCUCCUGAGAAUUCUCAUCUUUCUGGGCGUGACAGCAUUUUAUCUUGUGAUCCCAAACACCGGCUCCGAUGCAAAUGGACAAUCAAAGAGUUGCCUCGUAUCUGCUCACAGUGUGCCCAGUCGUCGGCUGAUGAGCUUCAUGGAAGACUUCCCUGAGGUCCGCUCAGUGCGAUUGAUGAGUCCUGAUGCCAAUGGGGUGGAAGAGGUGGAAUUGAAUUGCACGCCGGCCGCAAUACUCGAAUUCCCAUCGGACGGCUUCACGCGGGAGCAACGCAAGAGCGGCUGGAUCGCCAUUCACGUUCUCCUCGUGUGCUACUUGUUCUGGCUCCUGGCCAUUGUGUGCGACGAGUACUUCGUGCCGGCCAUUGAGUCAAUGUGCGACAGUCUGAAAAUGAAGAAGGACAUCGCCGGCGCCACAUUCAUGGCGGCCGCCUGCUCCAGCUCCGAAUUGUUCAUCAAUUGCGUCGGCACGUUCAUCACAGAGGGCGAUCUCGGGGUGGGCACCAUUGUGGGCUCCGCCGUGUUCAACAUCCUCGCCGUGCCCGCGUGCUGCGGCCUCAUUGCCGGCCAGAUUGUCUUCCUGGACUGGUGGCCAGUGAGCAGGGACUGCCUCAUGUACGGAUUCGCCGUUAUCGCCCUCAUCGCCACCCUCUACGAUGGCAAAGUGAUGUGGUACGAGGCGCUGUGUUUGGUCUCUGCGUACGUCAUUUACAUUGUUGCAAUUUGCUGCAAUGAUAUGAUUGCACGCAAGGCUCAAACCGUGGUGCAUUCGUGCGGAGAGCAGUUCUCCUCGCCGCGGUGCUGCGACAAGGCGCCCAAGACCGUUGACGAGAGCAGCCCGCUGAUGGAGGGUGUCCAGCGACUGCAGAAUGGCCACAUCAAAGACCACACCGAGCCUGCCAUCAGCGUCAGCGUCGCAGAGACCAGCGCCACCAGUGAGCCUGACGAGUGCGUCGCCGGCGGGCCGUGGAACCGGAAGGGCGACGCCCUCUUCCCGUUCCUCUGCCGCUGGCCCAUCGCCCUCGUGCUGUGGUUCACCAUCCCGGACUGCAGACGCUUUCCCAGGCUGCGCUUCCUCACGUUCAUCACGUGCGUGAUGUGGAUCGGCGCCACAUCCUACGUAGUGGCCUUCCUCAUUACCGCCAUCGGCGACACGCUGGACGUGCCGGACUCCGUGAUGGGCCUGACAUUCCUGGCGGCGGGCACCAGUGUGCCCGAGGCUGUGUCCAGCGUGAUAGUCGCCAACAAGGGACACGGCACGAUGGGCAUCAGCAACUCCAUCGGCUCCAACACCUUCGACAUCAUGCUCUGCCUCGGCCUGCCCUGGCUCAUCAAGUCCCUCGUCUUCCCCACCACUCCGGGCGACCACUGGGUGUCCCUCAAGUCCUCCGGCAUGACCUACACGGCCAGCCUGCUCCUCUCCGCCCUGGUGGGCCUCUACAUCUCGCUCCUGUUCAACCGCUUCAAGCUGGACUGGAAGGUCGGUGCCACGUGCACAUUCUUCUACGUGCUCUUCCUCGUCGUCAGCAGCCUGAUUGAGCUCAACUUCUUCUUUCCCGUCAACCUGCCCACAUGUGAUCACUGAAAAGUCCCCACGCACACUUUUCCCGGUGCUUCAAAGUAUUCAAUUUAUGGCUUUCUCGUCUAUCAUUCCCUCUCCUCCAAUAUCUCCACUACUCUUUUAUAUUUAAGUGGCAAUAAAUCAGAGCAAGACUAACAUGGCUGCUAAAGGGUCUCUUCUCCAACCUUCGUAACACACUUUUUCUCAACACUCACACUCAAAUGGCAGCUCCAAUUUUCAUCCCGAAGCCACUCAAGCCCUAAGAACGCCAUUGAGAUUGCAACUGUUCUCUCGAGUGCCAUUGCAGACCCCGUAAUGUUUUCAUGAAAUUUAUAUAUGUGCCAUUCUAUUAUUGCAUCUCGCGCGCUGUGUUAAAAAUAAAGUUUGUUAAGUGUAAAAAUCA
This is a messenger RNA of Phlebotomus argentipes, 2158 nucleotides long. RefSeq names its product sodium/potassium/calcium exchanger 3-like. The transcript has 5 exons. The record is from RefSeq and is a predicted model, not a curated record. Gene Ontology annotation, biological process: calcium ion transmembrane transport; intracellular calcium ion homeostasis. Gene Ontology annotation, cellular component: membrane. Gene Ontology annotation, molecular function: calcium, potassium:sodium antiporter activity; calcium channel activity. Bases 151 to 1779 code for a protein of 542 amino acids. Lineage: Eukaryota; Metazoa; Arthropoda; Insecta; Diptera; Psychodidae.